AAGCGCUUUUUGGUUGUUGCGGUUUUGUUGCUGCGGCUGUGGAGGUCGAGCGGCGGGUGGCGGGGUCCUCGCCUGGCCGAGGCGGCUUUUGGCCGAGGUCCCCGGGCCGGGCCCCAGGAGCCGAGGCGCCGCUGGGUCUGGGGCAGGGGACGAUCGGGCGUCGGACGCAGGGCCGGUGCCUCCCUCCUCAGCCCCGGAGCGCCCGCCGCGGAGCAGGGAGCCCGGGGUGUCUGUCGCACCUCACAAGUGACGAGCGAGCCCGGGACCAGGCUUGGGCGCGUCCCUAAUCGGGGCGCAUAGUAGACGCGUGUCCGCCUGUGCCGAGCGCUGUGGAACCUUUGGGAGCCGGACGGACCAGAGCCCAGCCCUGGGGAGGCCGAGCGUGUCACAGCGGCGCACAGGAGGGCGCCUGCAUAGCGGGGGCGGGGACCCGGUCGAGCUCUUCGCGGGUCCCUGUUGCGGACGUGACUUUCCGACGACUUAGCCCAGUUCGCGCGGAAAAGGGUAACUCGGCAGAAGGAGCAUCAGCAGCAGAAGUUGCUUUGGGAACGUCCUCGAGAAGGAAAAAGAACGUGUGUAUUCCAGGAAGCGGGGUGUCUGAAGCCCAGAGAGAAAUGAUAGGUGGAGAGUUUCCCUGCAGGAACAGAAUGGAAGAAGAAUCGAGCAGACUGGAAAUUCACACCCCAGUGUUUGGCAAGAAGAAGAAAAAAUACUCCGUCUAUAAGGAGGGACAUCUCGGGAGUUCCCCUCGCAGUUUCGGAGCCUCCCCUCUGACAAGCGAACAGUGUCCCGUAACCAAGAGUAAAAAAAAGAGAAAGGCUUUCCAGCAUUUUCCUCCUUCUUCCCCUUUGCAAGAGUCAGAAACUUGCGACGAGGCUGAAAAGGCCACGUCUGUACGCAAAAAGAAGAAGAAGAAGAGAAGACAGAAGGCUCUGGGGGAAGAUGAGGAGACAGGCGUGGCGCACAUGCUGGUGGAGAAAGAAAAUAUCAAGAAGACGCCGAAGAAUUUUAGGAGGGACGUCGAUGUCGCGUACGUGGACACGAACAAGGGACGAGAGCCUGAAGCAGAAGAACCGCAGUCAGUUCCUAAGUCACAUGGAAGUGAGUCCAAAGAACCGCAUCGUAAAGUUAAGGAGAAAAAGAGGAGAAGACAUCGGAAGACAGUGGCAUCCGGUGAUGCCAUGCAGGAAGGCCCGUGUGCCAACCACGCCCUGCCUGAGGCGGAACCACACGAGCCAGAAGCCCCGCUUUCUGCGGGUCCAGACGGUGAAACCGCACAGCUGCCAGCGUCCGCUGAUAAAAAAAAGUCUAAGAAAAAAAAGAGAAAGAGAAGAAUGUCACAUAACCAGGAAUUUGAGGCAUCGUCCGGGCCGGAGGGUCUGGAGAACGCGUACUCUGAAGGAUCUCGAGAAUUCGGUGAGGUCGAGACUGCAGGGGGCAGCCAGGACGCCGGCAGGGUAAAGAAAAAGCCUAAGAAAAGGAAGCGAAGGUCUUCUGUUGAGAGCCCCGCAGCGCCUGGUGGUGAGUCUUCAGUGCCCACCGCCAGCUUGGAGGACACGCACGUCGAUUCCCUGGACGGUAGCGGCACCCCGAUUGAGGAACGCGUGAAGCGCAGGCCACGGAAGGAGAAAACCCAGGCCCGCUCGGCAGAGGUGCAGAAGGUGCAGAGGUUAGAGUCUACAAAUGAGGAAGAAAGCCAUCUGGAAUUGGCUAAAGAUUCCGAAACAAGGUAUUUAUCUGAAGAUUCGAGAGACGUGGGCGACUCGGAUGUGGAUUUGGACUCGGCCGUGAAGCAGCUCCAGGAGUUCAUCCCCAACAUCAAGGACAGGGCCCCCACCACCAUCAAGCGCAUGUACCGGGAUGACCUGGGGCGGUUCAAGGAGUUUAAAGCCCAAGGUGUCGCGAUUAGAUUUGGCAAGUUUUCCGUAAAGGAAAAUCAGCAGUUGGAGAAAAACGUGCAAGAAUUUCUGUCCCUGACCGGAAUCGAGAAUGCGGACAAGCUGCUGUACACGGACAGGUACCCCGAGGAGAAGUCCGUGAUCACCGACCUGAAAAGAAAGUACUCCUUUAGACUGCACAUCGGGAAGGGCAUUGCCCGGCCCUGGAAACUCGUUUACUAUCGAGCAAAGAAGAUGUUUGACGUCAACAAUUACAAAGGCAGGUACAGCAAAAGAGACGUGAAGAAGCUGAAGCGCUACCACUCCCUGCACGGGAACGACUGGAAGAAGAUCGGCGACCUGGUGGCUCGAAGUAGCCUGUCCGUGGCCCUGAAGUUCUCCCAGAUCAGCAGCCCAAGAAACCACGGUGUCUGGAGUAAGACGGAGACCCAGAAACUGAUCAAGGCUGUCGAAGAAGUGAUUCUUAAGAAAAUGUCUCCCCAUGACUUGAAAGAGGUGGAUUCUAGACUCCAGGAGAACCCGGAAGGCCGCCUGUCCAUUGUGAGGGAAAGUCUCUACAAGGGCAUCUCCUGGGUCGAAGUAGGAGCCAAAGUAGGAACCAGAAACUGGAUGCAGUGUAAAAGUAAGUGGACGGAAAUUCUGACGAAGAGGAUGACGAACGGUCGGGAGGUGUACCGAGGGGUGAACGCCCUGCAGGCCAAAAUCAACCUGAUCGAGAGAUUGUAUGCGACAAAUGUGCAAGAUGCCCAUGAGAUCAGCUGGGAAGAUCUGGCGAGCACCAUCGGUGACGUCCCGCCGUCCUACGUUCAAACAAAAUUUUAUAAGCUGAAAGCUACCUGCGUUCCCUUCUGGCAGAAGAAGACUUUCCCAGAGAUCAUAGACUACCUUUACGAGACCAGUCUGCCUCUGCUCAAGGAGAAGUUAGAGAAGAUGAUGGAGAAAAAGGGUACUGAGAUCCAGACUCCCGCAGCGCCCAGGCCGGUCUUCCUGCUCAGAGACAUCUUUUAUUGUGACGACAACAGUGAGGGGGAAGGCGGGGAGGAGCAGAGUUAGGCCUCCGCAGGUUUGGCUGCAUUUCUUGCACGGGGCAGAGGAGCUGUUUUCAGGAUUGACAGUUAGUAGAGAAGGAGCCACGGCCUUGGGAAGGGCAUGACAACGAUGCCUUGUGUGCUGGAACAUUCCAAAGCGAUUCGUGCAUUCAUGCUCUAGCGCAUCUGAGCGUGCAAAGAAAGGGGCGUGUGAGAGUCGAUUUAAUUCUUCUGUGCCGCCGAAAAUAAUCACAACGAACAGUUCUUAUAAAACAGCAGGAUCCCGCGUCCCUCUCACGGUGGCAGAGGGCGGAGUCCCAUCCCAUGAACGCUUCUUGGUGUGGAUUUUGACGCACGCACCCUCCGCAAAGAGGGGGCACGACGGGUUUAGUUCACGUGCCCGCGGGUUCGCUCUCUGUCUCCCCACUUCUGUGUUCGCGGCGCACGGGAGUGUUCGGUGAGCGCCAGCGGGGCCGUGGGGCCGCCGGGGUCCCAGACCGGCUUCCCUCUGCGCGCCCUGCCUGUGUGUGCGGACUUCCUGAGUGCGGCACGCGUUCGGCCCGCAGGACGCCUUCCCAAGGCUCUGAAUUCACCUGCUGUCCAACUGGGAAAACGAAAACAAAACUGCAAAGCCAGCAGAUGUCUCCACCGCUUCCAGAAGCUCUGGCUCUGUUAGGUUUAUGGGGGGAUGACGUGUGGGUCUAAGGCACGGCUCGCGCCUCACGAGAUUUCAAGGAUAAUUGAAGUGUUGGGCUAUUCCAUCCGCCAGGAAGGCUGGAUUCUCGAGCUGCAGGGAGGCGGCUGCGGCCCGAGGGGUCCCCGCUAACGUGCCCCCUCCCUGUGCUGCUCGUGCAGCCCCCAGGUUGUCUCCUGCCGCUGCCGCAGUGGGACCCUGGGGUGCUGUUGGUUAAUGCAUCCACAGAGCUAGACAUCUUCCCAACGCUGCCGGACUGGAGAAGGAAGAGCACAGACUCGUGUGGGAGUCUGGUCACCAGCAUAUCCCUCGCACCUGUCCCAGUGAGGCGCCAACAAGGGACACUCCGUAGAUGUUCGGCAAACGAAUGGCUGUUUCCUUUGAGCAAGCGUUUUACCUGCGCCCCCUCCUGCCCGUCUCCACGCCGGCGGAACGCACACUCUUUUCGGAGGACAGUCGGUGAACCGCAUCAGAGCCGUAAGGAUGGACGUGAUGGGAGAUGGAGCCAUUUCACUUCCAGAAUUAGGAGGACUGGUGCGUAACAACGGCACCUUUAUAAUUUGAAAAACCGAAAAGAAAGGUCAGUGUUCCUUGACGGGAACUCGUUACUGUAUAUUCCUAGAAUGUGAUCAUAUCCAGAAAUGAAAAAUGAACACGAUAGAUUGCAUUAACAUAAAAAGAGAUCAACAAAAUUAAGAUAUUUCAGAAGAGUAUAUAUUUUCAAUUUUGUAAAAGUCAAAAAAAAGGGAAACUGUGUAUCUGCGGCUGCAUUAAAACGUCUGGGAGAAAUUAAACCCCGUGUUUCCGGAGAGGGUCUCGCGGGACAGUGGGAUUGUGAAUUUACAGGUUGGAACUCUCGAUUUGCAAGUGCCAGAAGCUAGACCCAGACAGAUAUGAGGAAUGCGGGAGCUCUCAACACUGAAAGAAAGGCCAAAGGGACUGCUUGACUUAAGGACUGGUCCAGCUCCUCGGAGUCCCCAGAGAUGGGAUUUCCUGCGGACUCUCUGCUCUCUCCCCCGCAACCACCGCCCACUUCUCUUCAGUGCACACGGCCCCUUCACCUCGCACCUGCGUCCGCAGCCGGCUCCCCGUCCCGGGAGGGAAACAGGCCUCCUCCUACUGCUCUCAAGUCCCAGGCUUGGCUUCUAGUGCCCAAGUUAGAGCUCGUGCCCAGCCCUGACGCGGCGCCAGCACCGGAAAGGGAGGGGGGUCUUCAGUGCGAGCUCCCCUCUGGUGCCAGGGUUAGCUUGCUGAGCCCUGAGUGGCUGAGGGAGAGAUACCCCAGUGCAAAGAGUCAGGGUCCCGUUAGCAGGGAGGGAACGCGGACUCUGAGGAAGCAGCCCACCGACGUGUGUUCAGUGACUGAUUGCCUGUGCUGUGAGUUUUACAAUAAACUUGGGUACUUUUUGUAGAA
Molecule: messenger RNA, 5034 nt
Organism: Suricata suricatta (meerkat)
Lineage: Eukaryota; Metazoa; Chordata; Mammalia; Carnivora; Herpestidae
Gene: TTF1
Product: transcription termination factor 1
Exons: 11
Coding region: 615-2951 (778 amino acids)
Source: RefSeq, a predicted model, not a curated record